AUGUCCUCACGGUGGAUGCGGCUUUGGCCCAUGGGCUCUCAACCGGGUGCGCCCAGUGGAUCAGUGGCCAUCGUGGACCUUCCUUGCCAUGACUCCACCGUGUGUUUGUCUCGCUGCUGGAACUCGCACGCGAUGAGGCAAGUGGAUUUGCGGGUCACGCUCAUCUCACCCGAGAGGCUCAACACCACCAAAGUCUUUGAUUUCGAGCAGGAGACCAAUGGCUCGGUGAAGUUCCGCCCAGCCGAGCCCGUGGAGGUGGAGCUCGAAGUGGUGAAGACACUCCGCCUCGAGGUUUGGGACGUGGCGCUGCGGCGAAUCAUUGCCGUGGCAGAGAUGGAGACCAAGGACUUGGAGAAGAGGAGGCACUGGCGCCUGCUGUUACAAGAUCCUCUGACCUCUGAGGCGGUCUAUGGAACUGCUCCUCGAGGGCCAGAUUCCUUGGACAGGACCUUGAGGCCUUUGAACAGGAGGCCGAGCUUCCUUCAUCUCCUCAUCCAGGUUUCGGAACCUGGAUCCUUUGUGCAAGAGACACCUUCCAGCGCCUCGACGCCCUCCACGGCAAGCCGCUCAGAGGUCUUCCGCAGUUCAUUGGGUUCCCUCCCCCCUGGCGCCAAAGAAAGCACCGGACGGAAGAAGGUGAUGCUGAUCACCCGAGGAACCCGUGGAGAUGUCCAGCCCUUCGUGGCCUUGGCACGAGGUCUGAUCCUAUACCAUGACUGCGACGUGAUCUUUGUGACUGAGAUCUCCUGGCGGAAUUUCGCCAUGGAUGCACUCAAGGAUCUGCCGGAGGACCGGGUCCGGUUUCGGCCCUGUGGCGGCGACACGGCCCAGCGCGUGAACACGGACCUCUCGCGGAACUUCCUGAGCUUUGGCCAGAACUCCGUGGCCAUCCAAGCGCUGGUCUUCUCCCGGUCGGAGGUGGAGUUCUUUGAGUCGGAAGGAUGUUUCUACCACUGGGCCUGGGAGGAGAAACCUGACUUCAUCGUUUUCGGCUUCCUGCUGAUUCAUGUGGCCAUGAUCAUCUCCGAGGCCUUGACGAUCCCUGUGGUGGGCUUCAUUUUUCAGCCUCACCGGGAGAUCGAACCCUUCCUGGCCGGGAACGCUUUGGAGGAGCUCUUGGGCCCCAUGCGACAAGUCAUGGGUGGUCCGAAGUUCAUCGCCACUCUGCAACAGGUCAUGGAGAAGCUCCCAGACAAGUAUACCCUGAGGCGGGCAUGGGCCACACAUGUUUGA
Durusdinium trenchii is the source of this 1233-nucleotide messenger RNA. The record is from the annotation of a GenBank genome assembly. NCBI's taxonomy places the organism in Eukaryota, Dinophyceae, Suessiales, Symbiodiniaceae.